GUAAGUGAUCUAACUAAAUCACUAAUCUCUAAUUCUUCUGAUUUAAAAAUACUACCUAUUUCUAAACCCAAGAAGAAUUUACCAGAAUUCAAGAAAACCUUAUCUGAAAAACAAAAUAAUCUAGUCCACACUCAUGUUAAUUUCUGCAACAAAACAUUGAAGCAAUAUCCUGAUAUAUUUUAUGUUUUUAAUAAUAAAAAUAUUGAUUAUUAUAGAAUUACUGAUAAAGCAUCAUGCCCUUUAUGCAAGUUAGACCAUGAUGAUAAGAAAUGCAUAGAAAGUAGAUAUGAAACUGGUGAAUCAGAGAUUUAA
Racocetra fulgida is the source of this 312-nucleotide messenger RNA. The record is from the annotation of a GenBank genome assembly. Lineage: Eukaryota; Fungi; Glomeromycota; Glomeromycetes; Diversisporales; Gigasporaceae.